AAGGCUGAGCCUCUGCAACACCAAAAUGACCUCUGCUGCUCUCCAAGGUUACCAAAAUUUUCCAGAGAGCAGGGAAUUGAGAAGCAGACCCUAACUCGCCCAAAGUAAGAAAAUUGAAUUAAACAAAAAAAAAAAAAAGAGGAACAAUGGUGAAGGUGCGCAUGAACACGGCCGAUGUGGCCGCCGAAGUCAAGUGCUUGCGAAGAUUGAUCGGCAUGCGUUGUUCCAACGUCUACGAUCUCUCUCCCAAGACAUAUAUAUUCAAGUUGAUGAAUAGCAGCGGCAUUACUGAGUCGGGAGAGAGCGAGAAAGUUUUGUUGUUAAUGGAGAGCGGCGUCCGUUUACAUACCACUGCUUAUGUUCGGGACAAGAGCAACACUCCUUCUGGCUUUACUCUCAAAUUAAGAAAGCAUAUUCGAACUAGAAGGCUUGAAGAUGUUCGGCAGCUCGGUUAUGAUAGGAUAAUUCUUUUCCAAUUCGGGUUAGGCAGUAAUGCUCAUUAUGUAAUCUUGGAAUUGUACGCACAAGGAAACAUUCUCCUUACUGAUUCUGAAUUCACUGUCUUGACUCUUCUUCGUUCCCAUAGGGAUGAUGAUAAAGGGUUUGCAAUCAUGUCACGCCAUCAUUAUCCUACUGAGAUCUGCCGGGUUUUUGAGCGAACUACCAUCUCAAAGCUGCGGACAGCCCUCACUUUUUCUAGUGAACCUGAUGAGAAUGAAGCUACUAGGGUUAUUGAAGCUGGGAAUUGUUUGCCUGACGCACCAAAAGGAAAAGAAAAAGAAAAAGAAAAGAAGGGUAGUCAAAAGACUGGGAAACCUUCUGAGCCAAACAAAAGUGCCAAUGAUAAUGCUCGUGCUAAACCGGCAACAUUGAAGAAUGUUCUUGGGGAGGCAUUGGGUUAUGGUCCUGCACUCUCUGAGCAUAUUAUUUUAGAUGCUGGCCUGGUUCCAAAUACAAAAGUUACUAAAGAUAACAAGUUAGAUGAUGAUAAAAUUCAAGUUUUGGCCCAAGCUGUUGCAAAAUUUGAGGACUGGCUACAGGAUGUUAUAUCGGGUGACAUGGUUCCUGAAGGAUAUAUUUUAAUGCAGAAAAAGAAUCCAGGAAAAGAUGGCUCCCACUCUGAAGGAACUACUGGCCAGAUAUAUGAUGAAUUCUGCCCUAUUCUAUUGAAUCAGUUCAAGUCAAGAGAGUUUGUGAAUUUUGAAAUGUUUGAUGCAGCUUUGGAUGAGUUCUACAGCAAAAUUGAGAGCCAGAGGGCUGAGCAACAGCAAAAGACCAAGGAGAGCUCUGCCAGUCAGAAAUUAAACAAGAUUCGCUUGGAUCAGGAAAAUCGUGUUCAUAUGCUGAAGAAAGAAGUUGAUAAUUGUGUCCGAAUGGCAGAAUUGAUAGAGUACAACCUAGAAGAUGUUGAUGCUGCCAUAAUAGCUGUUCGUGUAGCUCUUGCAAAGGGUAUGAAUUGGGAGGAUCUUGCUCGUAUGGUAAAGGAAGAGAAGAAAUCUGGAAAUCCUGUGGCCGGCCUAAUCGACCAACUGCAUCUUGAAAAGAAUUGCAUGACAUUGCUACUGAGCAACAAUCUUGAUGAAAUGGAUGAUGAUGAAAAGACACUCCCGGUGGAUAAGGUUGAAGUUGAUUUGGCGCUUUCAGCUCAUGCCAAUGCUCGACGGUGGUAUGAAAUGAAGAAAAAGCAAGAGAGCAAACAGGAAAAGACUAUCACAGCACAUGAGAAGGCUUUUAAGGCAGCUGAGAGAAAGACUCGUCUUCAGCUUUCACAGGAAAAAACUGUUGCAACAAUUUCGCAUAUGCGCAAAGUUCAUUGGUUUGAGAAAUUUAAUUGGUUCAUCAGCAGCGAAAACUAUUUAGUUAUUAGUGGACGUGAUGCUCAACAGAAUGAGAUUAUUGUCAAGAGAUAUAUGUCAAAAGGGGAUCUGUAUGUCCAUGCUGAUUUGCAUGGGGCUUCUAGUACAAUAAUCAAGAAUCACAGGCCAGAACAGCCAGUACCACCUCUCACUUUAAACCAAGCAGGAUGUUUCACAGUUUGUCAUAGCCAGGCAUGGGAUUCAAAGAUUGUUACCAGUGCUUGGUGGGUUUAUCCCCAUCAGGUAAGUAAAACUGCUCCUACAGGGGAAUAUCUUACUGUGGGGAGUUUCAUGAUACGUGGGAAGAAGAACUUUCUUCCUCCACAUCCUCUUAUAAUGGGAUUUGGAUUAUUGUUUCGCUUGGAUGAGAGCUCCUUGGGAUCGCAUUUAAAUGAAAGGAGGGUGAGGGGUGAGGAGGAAGGGAUAAAUGAUGUUGAAGAAAGUGGUCAUCCCAUAGAAAAUUCUGAGUCAGAAUCAGAGAAAGGUGGUGAAGCAACUGAUGUGCCUGAAUUAGCGGUUGAGAACAGUGCUAGCUUGAAUGAUGUUGGACAUGCAGAUAUAUCUGACAUUGUUGACAGUGGUAUUGCCUCUGUGAGUCCCCAACUUGAGGAUCUCCUUGAUCGCACUCUAGUGCUUGGAUCUGCUAGUCUCUUGGGUAAAAAUUCUGUUCUGGAAACAUCUCAAAAUGAUUUGGCAGAGGAAGAUUACCAUGAAGAGAAGAAUGCUGCAAUUGGGGAUAAGCCUUAUAUUUCAAAAGCUGAAAAAAGAAAGCUCAAGAAAGGACCAAGCAGUACCGCUGCCAAUGCUAAUAUUGAGAAGGGAAAUGAGAAGGCAAAAGAGAAUGAUAAUGGAGUACCUGAAAAUAAUGUGCAAAAUAAGAAAUCAGGUGGUGGAAAAAUAAGCCGUGGGCAGAGAGGCAAACUCAAGAAAAUAAAGAAGUAUGCUGAUCAGGAUGAGGAAGAGAGGACCAUUCGGAUGGCGUUACUGGCUUCUUCUGGGAAAAGUAACAAAAAUGAUGGAGGGUCAGAUGAUGGAAACACUAUUGCCAGCAACAACCAGAAACCCAAUGCUAAUGGUUCUCAAGAUGCUCCAAAAGUAUGUUAUAAAUGUAAAAGGGUAGGCCACCUUUCCCGGGAAUGUCCUGAACAUCCCGAUGAUACUUUGCAUCAUGCUACUGUAGUUGGAGAUGAUCGCCGUGCAGGUUUGGAUGAUAAUAAUGAGUUGGACAGAGUGGCCAUGGAGGAAGACGAUGUCCAUGAGAUAGGUGAAGAAGAUAAAGGGAGAUUAAAUGAUGUGGAUUACUUGACAGGGAAUCCUCUGCCCAGUGACAUUCUGUUAUAUGCUGUGCCUGUCUGUGGUCCUUAUAGUGCAGUGCAAUCAUAUAAAUACCGCGUAAAGAUAAUUCCCGGCAAUGCAAAGAAAGGAAAAGCUGCAAAGACUGCAAUGAAUCUGUUUAGCCACAUGCCAGAAGCAAGUAACAGGGAGAAGGAAUUGAUGAAAGCAUGCACAGAUCCAGAGCUAGUUGCUGCAAUUAUCGGCAAUGUGAAGAUCACAGCUGCUGGUCUUACUCAAUUGAAACAGAAGCAAAAGAAAGGCAAGAAAAGCAACAAAGGAGAAAGCUAGGCAGUGUAGUAGAAGACAGGACUAACGAAAUCAAUCAUUGUCUUGUACUUUUCUUUUUGCAUGUACCCGAAAAUUUUUGGUUUAUACUUUUUCUCAGUUGGAUUUGCAGUGAUGGAUGAUCAUCAAAGGGGGCUAUGCAAAAAAUAAAUAAAGAAUCUUCUGCUUCAGGAA
Durio zibethinus is the source of this 3650-nucleotide messenger RNA. Its product is annotated as zinc knuckle (CCHC-type) family protein. The record is from RefSeq and is a predicted model, not a curated record. Gene Ontology annotation, biological process: ribosome-associated ubiquitin-dependent protein catabolic process; rescue of stalled cytosolic ribosome. Lineage: Eukaryota; Viridiplantae; Streptophyta; Magnoliopsida; Malvales; Malvaceae. Gene Ontology annotation, cellular component: RQC complex. Gene Ontology annotation, molecular function: zinc ion binding; tRNA binding; ribosomal large subunit binding.